GGGCUGUGAGGCUGGAAAGGGCCAGGAGUUUAUUUUCUAGACAAGGGGCUAGUUAGUGAGGUGUGGAAUCCUGGAAGAAAGUUAACUACUCGCGAUUGUUUGGGAUCACGCGCUGCCUUGUGACCAGACUCCUUGUGCCCCUACAUCUCACUCAUCUGACUGCUAAUGACUUUUUCCCAUGCAUCUUGAAAUAGAAGAAUUUCUCGAAGGGAGGGUUAAUAGCUGUAGGUAUUGUGUUGGGCCACAUAUGUCAAUGACGGUGGGAAAAUGCACGAUUGGACUAUUAACAUUGAGGGGGGGAGGGGGAGGAACCCUAGCCAUGGCAGAACUUUGAUUUUUUGCAAGACAUUUCCAAGUUGUUUUUUGAAGUGUUCCUGAUGAGCCACAUAUUCAUCUUGACAGUUUCUAGCCCCCCCAUAAUGUCAGUAAUUUUACUAAAGUUUCCAAUUUCUUAGCCUGGAAAGACCAUCAAAGGACUUUUUUUUCCUCCUUUGCAAACUCUAUACAAAACAGCUGUUGGAAUAUUGCAAAACAUGCCAGGUCUGUAUAAAGCCAGUGUUUGUUUGUCCUGUUAUCUUAAAAUAAAAGCCUUUCAGCCCAGCCUUACAGGAGAGAGGAAUGUCAUAGACCCAACCUUGGUCUUUCAGCCCUCUCAAACUCAGAAACGCAGCUCCUGCUCUUAAAUAAUGCCACCCUGCCUCUGUCUCCAUGUCUGCCUCCUCCUGGAAUCUGCUCUCUGACCAUGCUGCAGCCUGUAUGCCAGAAAUAGAAUCAAAGAGGGACAAGAGGCCAGGGAGCCCGUAUAAGCAGGGCUUAAAUGCUAUGGGGAUUAGGCAUUUUGCAAUGUGAAAAGAGAAGCCUCUAUGACUUCAGCACUGUGGCAAGAACGGCUCUGAGGAACUGGGCGCAACAGAACAGAAGAUGCAGGUGCUGGUGGCUACUCACUUGAAUGUCCAACCUGGAGAGUGCAUCAAAGUGAAGGGGAAGAUCUUCCCAGAAGCCAAGCGGUUUGCUGUGAACGUGGGGAAGGACAGCGGCAACCUGAUGCUGCAUUUCAACCCGCGCUUCGACUCCCACGGCGACGUGAACGUCAUCGUGUGCAACUCCAUGGAGGAUGGGAGGUGGGGGACAGAGGAGAGGGAGGCUGACUUCCCCUUCCAGCAGGGUGACAAGACGGAGAUCUGCAUCUCCUUUGACACAACCGAGCUGACAGUGAAACUGGCUGGUGACAAGGAGAUCACGUUCCCCAAUCGGCUGGGCUUGGAGAAUAUUGAGUACCUGUCUGUGGACGGUGACUUUGCCAUCAAGGCCAUUAAGUUUAGCUAACUGCUGCUUGGUUUUGUUCCUCCCACUUGCUGGCUCAGUGAAAUAAACCUAAAUGUGACCUUUGAAGUGGCCA
Messenger RNA from Pelodiscus sinensis (Chinese soft-shelled turtle), 1399 nucleotides. The record is from RefSeq and is a predicted model, not a curated record. NCBI's taxonomy places the organism in Eukaryota, Metazoa, Chordata, Testudines, Trionychidae.